This is a messenger RNA of Lentinula edodes (shiitake mushroom), 779 nucleotides long. RefSeq lists its product as uncharacterized. The transcript has 3 exons. NCBI's taxonomy places the organism in Eukaryota, Fungi, Basidiomycota, Agaricomycetes, Agaricales, Omphalotaceae. Bases 215 to 643 code for a protein of 142 amino acids. The record is from RefSeq and is a predicted model, not a curated record.
GCAGUUCCCACUGAGUUUAGUUCCCACGCAUCUAAGGUUUGGUCCAAGCUCUCUAAGUCUUUAUAGAUAUCAUAACCUAUACAAUGGUUAGUGACGGCUUUCGAUGUAACUUCUGGAUCCAGCACCCACAACAGCCUUCAACGGCGUGGCAUGUGAGAGAAAACUUAUUAGCUUCUGUCUUCUCACUUCAUGCUCGUCAACCUCUCACCUUCACAUGUCAUCCAUCGAAAGCACGGAUGUCGACCUUGUAACGACUCUCGUCCGUCAACAAGGUGAAGAGUUGCUGAAAGUGCGAAAGGAUCUGGAGGAAUCCAAGAAACUCUACACUACGGCUGUCGAUGUUGUCUCCACAUCCAAAUUCCGUGUAGAAAAUGCUAUAAGAACAUCGUCGCAAUGGCAGUCGAAAUUUGCGACGAUGAUAUCCGAUUUAGCAUUUCUUCAAUCCGAGCACGAAGCGUCAUUGGCCGAAUUGAAAGCCACCAGCACGGAAUUGCGUGCCACGUUGGGAUUGUUCAAUUCAAGAGAUGUCCCGACGACUGUCUCUGCAUCCGAGUCUCCCAUCUCGAAUGCAAAUCCGGCUGUACUAGCAACUCCAGAAGAUCCAGUAGAUGGUUAUACCAGCGAGUCGUCUAUUGUAAGUUAGUCUUUCAAGAUGUGAAUCACGAUUGCUGAUUAUGAACACACGCUAGAGUGAUAUUUCCGUCGAUGAAGAAGAACUUGACCUCGAUGAAAGUCAUGAAACGCAUAUAUCCGUAAAUCGUGCUUCUGUUGCGGGGUCA